Molecule: messenger RNA, 169 nt
Organism: Xyrichtys novacula (pearly razorfish)
Lineage: Eukaryota; Metazoa; Chordata; Actinopteri; Labriformes; Labridae
Source: the annotation of a GenBank genome assembly
AUGACAGCGAGCACCUGGAUGCUCCUGCAGACCAGCCACACAGAGAAGUGGAUCGCAGAGACCAUCAGGGACCAGAUCCAUCAGAGACCAGAUCAUUACCAUACAGCCCCCUCUCUGCUGCAGGACCAACAGGGAUAUCCAUCUAACCAGGACAUGCCCCCACUGACAG